Messenger RNA from Lymnaea stagnalis (great pond snail), 17558 nucleotides. The record is from the annotation of a GenBank genome assembly. Lineage: Eukaryota; Metazoa; Mollusca; Gastropoda; Lymnaeidae.
GAAGUCUAUUGUUCUGAAACUGGCCUUGAACUAGUUAAAGAUGCAUGCAAAUGUGAGAUUUCAUUUGUCCUUGCCAACUUCGAAGGUGAACUUUUUUGUAAGCUGCAUCGAGCCCAAGUCAGAAUAAUUGGUCCUCCUAUUCUUCACAGAUGUGCCAGGGAUUAUAUGGUAUGCCUUCUACUGAGUGAGCUAUUUGAAAGUUACAAUGUUACCCUCCAUUACCUCAGUGCUCCAUUGAAACUACCAUUAUUACCAUCCAAUCCAUCCAAAUGAACACUUUUAAAAACUAUAGCAUUUCUUUAAUUGGCCUUGUGGGUUACUGUUGUUGCUUUGUUUCCUUUUGCAGCCGCUUCCAUUCAAUGCUCGUCCACUUUUCAAUCUCUCCAUGCAAGACCUAGUCAUUUGUUUCACUGGUUUCAAAAACAAAGCAAAAUUGGUGCGUAGAAUUUUAUGUUGAUUUUUAAAUUAUAUUUGUAUUUGUCUGUACUAAGUUAAUUCAUCAUAUUUACUAUAGAUAUUUGCCUUAUUGUUUAGGAACUUUUGUUAUGUGGGACAGCAAUUUAGGUUAAGAAGUUAAAAUAUAAUGAAAAGCAAGUUAUUUUUUAAAUCAAUAAAUAUAGUAUAUUAAUUUCCUUCUUAUUCAAGAUUUGGUUGGUAGACCAUGUACAUUACAUGGGAGGAAGUGUUCGGAAAGAUGAAAGCAUUAAAAUAUCACACAUGGUGGCUAAUAUUACUCAUGGUGCCAAGUACAGGGUGAGUUAUUGUGGUCCAGGAUCUUUUGACAAAUGUCAGCAAUUAAUUUAAGGAAUCUGUUUGAAUCUAGAAUGCACUUUAAGUAUGUAAAACAAUAUCAAUCACUAAAUAACUCUUUCCAUGGCCUCUUUUGCAUUAUAUAAUUUCAGUAUGCUGUAAACAUGGGAAAACCAAUCAUGAGCGAAGACUGGAUAAACCGGUUGUGGUCGGAUCGGAAUGAUAUAGACUCGUGUGCUAAUCAUCCUAAAAUGGUAAAAUGCCUUAGAUACUUAUUUGAGCUGUUUUACCAAAUUGGCAGAAUGGAUAAAAUGUAGUUUCUAGACAAAGUUAAAUAAAUAUUGAAUUAAGCAUAGAAAUACAGAAUUAAAAAUGUUUUAUAUUGAGUGAGUUUGUGUUAAAUGUCCUUUAAGCAAGAUUAUUUUGCUAUACUAGAUCGUAACUAUUGUUAACAAAACUAACCUUUCUAGAUUAUUAACCCAUUGUUAGAUGGAUUUAUGUGAUAAUGUACAAAUCUUUUAAAAUGACCAAAAGUGGCUUUUGUUAUUUCCUCCUUUCAGAUUGGCUACAGAAUGAAACCAUUUUAUGAAUGUUGUUUGAGUUUUCUGGGCUUUGCAGGAGAAGAACAACGUCACAUGGAGGAACUGACCAUUGAAAAUGGUUUGGAGCAAUUCAAUUUAUUUCUACAUGCCUAAUCAUAAAAUAAUUGUAUGAUCAAAUUUUGGAAGUGCAUCCUCAAAUAAAAUAAUUGUAUGAUCAAAUUUCGGAAUUCAUCCUCAAAAUAAUUUUCUUAUCAAAUUUUGGAAGUCAUCCUCAAAUAGUAUAGUGAUUAAUUAUAGAAUAUUUUAUGUAAAUUAAAAACUUGAUGUUUAGCACUAGCUUUGUAUCAGCUGUUUUGAUAUUGUGGCGAAACGUGUAACAGGCCAAUCAACUUUUCUCACUCAAAGGUGGUACAUUUGCUGAGCCAGGUUCAACAGAUGCCACACAUCUUGUUGUUUAUGACCUGACUGUCAAAGAGAUUCCUCAGGAAAUUUCAUUACCCUCUUUUGUUGUCAGGGGAGAGGUAAGUUACAAGUAGUCAACUAUUAAUAAAGUAGCACUGGUUGUCAUGAACAAAAAUAAACACUGAGCAAUCAGCAGAGACAUUUCUUGGCAUCAACCAAUACUAACUUUUGUAUCCACAUAACAACGAUCUGCAUCUAUAUAACAUAGCAACAAGAAAAAUUAAUUGACAAACUCAGCUGCGCAAGCCUCCUAACAUGUUUACAUUCCUCCCUAAUGGAUAAGUCACAAUUUAAAAUGAAAAUCUGUCUUUAAACAAACUAUUUUCAUAAAAUUUUGAAAUUUUUACCCAGAUCAAAAGCAGCCCUGUCAAAAAAGGAUUUAGCUGAUGAAUGUGAUAGCAAUAUGGAUGUAAUUAGACAUAAUUCAUCUGUUAGUUAUGCUAGCUGUAUUAAUACAGAUUCCUUUAUUUCAAUUAAUGAGAGUUGAGGUGGGGAUGUCAUAAGCUUAGUGGUUGUAAAGUGUUAAAAAUUAGUAAGAGCGUAACUAAGUUGUUUUCUUUACUGCAUGUGUUUGAGGGUAACUAUUUUUGAAGGCUAUCCUUUUUAAUUAAUUUUUUUGUUCAUUAUUUAACUUAACAUUUUCUUUUCACUUAUAUUGAAAAAGCUCAAAAAGAAAGAAAAUGUUUUAAAAACUGUAUAUUUUAUUUUAUGUUUACUUGUUAUUUUAUCCAUUCAUUCACUUAUUUUAAUUAGACUAACUUGAAAAUAAAUUUUAUUUCAGUGGUUCUGGGGUUGUAUUCAGAUGGCAGCUUGUGCAGAUGAACAAAUUUAUACUUUUGAAAAGGUAUGUAGAUUUUUUUACAAGAAUUUAAAUUUACAUCUAUGGGAUUUUAAAAAACAUUGUGUGCUGGAGUAUGUAAGUUUGUUGUUUCAAAUUGUCCCCAUGGAUUAUUAGUGACAGUUUGUUGUAAAACAUUUUUGUAUCUUCAUUUACCAUUCAGUCAAAGCAUUUUAAAAAGUGAUUUAGAAAAAGAAAAGAAAAAUACUUCCAAUACAGCCAUUAUAUUUGGUGAAAUUACUCUUUUUAGAUCUCAACCCCAGCUCGUCACCAAAGCAGAAGCAACCUUAUGGCCAAAAAUCGCAAGAGAAAAAGAUUACAGGAGCUGGUGGCAGAGACGGAGGGAUCACCUUUCAUGGCAUACAAACGAAGAUCUUCGUCGACAGACAUCAGUGCCACAUCCAUGAGCCCAGAUUCAUUCCUAGAUGUGACGUACACACCUGAUAAAUCCGAUACCAUAUUAGGUAAAUGUAUGAGCUGCAACAAAGCCGUAGUGAAUUCAAGAGAUAUGGUAUUAAACAAAAAUUUGUUACUGGUAUCAAAUAACAAGGAGAAGGAGAAAAUGUUCACCUGUUUUUAAAUUAUACCUCAAAAAAGUUAUUUGUAUUCUCUUCAUAGCAGUUACACAUGUUUAAAUUUUGUGGUUACGUUACCAAUUGGACCUGUUCAACUUCAAAGUUUUUUUUGUUUUUUUAUUGCAUGUUUGUCAUAUAAUAUAUCCUAUUAUAUAUUUUUAGCAGAGGUGAAGCAUGACAACAAAGAUGAAAAUGUUUCAAAGUUUAGCAAACGUCGGAUGGUUGUCAUGGAACUCUUGCAGACAGAACAGAAUUACGUUGGUAUACUGCAUACCAUUUUACAUGUGAGUGUUAUAAUAACAUUGGUGUUCUGCAUACCAUUUUACAUGUGAGUGAUAACUUUUCACUACAAAAAUUAACGUACAUGGAUUUUUAUUUCAACAAAGUUGUUGUUGUUUUUCUUGCCUUCUUCGACCAUUUGGGUUGAGAAAUUUUUUUUUUUUUUUUUUUCACUUUUAGUAAUUAGCUCACUCCUGACAAAUGCAACUAAAUGGGGGGUGUGUAAUACACUCUUCCUUUUUUUUAUUUUUAAUUUCCACAAAAUUUUUCGCCCAAAAAAUUAACGUACAUGGAUUUUUAUUUCAACUAAGUUUUUUUUUUUUUUUUUGCCUUUUUUGACCUUUUUGGUUGAGAAAUUUUUUUUUUUUUUUUUUUCACUUUUAGUAAUUAGCUCACUCCUGACAAAUGCAACUAAAUGGGGGGUGUGUAAUACACUCUUCCUUUUUUGUAUUUUUAAUUGCCACAAAAUUUUGCGCCCCUCGAGACUUCUUGCUGUUAAUUUAAUUUUUUUUUUUUAAACCUAAUUCAUUUCUGGAAGCAUUUAUCAUUCAUUAAUGUUAAUUAAUUUUUAGGGCUUGAAAAAAAGAUAUUUUACAAUUGUAAAUUAUUAAUGGUAAAACGUAACGGAAUUACUUCCCUUUGUUCAGGAUUAUAAAUUAAGUAAGGAAGUUGCUCUGCAGUCAGGAGUAAGUUAAGUAAUCAUUCAUAGUUAACUGUCUCAAGAUAUAUGCUCAAAUAUUUGUAUCCUUCAUUUUAUAUUUUCAAUAUCGAUUGUAUUUUGAAGUCAGUUAUUGUAACUCAACCACAAAAUUAACAAAUUGUUCUCUGCUGAAUGUAGUUUAAAAACUCUGAUCAUAAUCAUAGUCAAAUGUGUCUUCAUCAACUUUGCAUCAGUUGAACAAAGGUGCAAUCAGCAGUUUUUAACAAGUUUAGUUUUCUUCUGUAAAAGUGUUCUCAUUUUUUGGCCAGACUUUCAAAUCUCAAAUUGAGAAACCAGAUCAGUAUAAUGGCCCCAUCCUGGCUCCGCAAGACACUAAAAUUAUAUUUGGCAAUAUCCCACCCAUCUACGAGGCCCAUGUCAAACUGAGGGACUCCUUGCUGUAUUCAGUUGAACACUGGUCAGAGAGUAACAGUGUUGGGGAAUGUGUUUUGAAAAGGGUAAGUCAUCCAUUUCAGAUACAGAAUUUGAACAGACGUUAAAAAAAAUAUUCAGAAAAGUUUAUUUUUUAAAAAACUUUAUUAAACUGAGACUUUGAAACCAGGACAAGUUUAACAUUUUUUAAAGUAAGUUUUCAAACACAAUAACCGGCCAUUCUGUGUCAUGACACAGUCACGUUCUCAUAAUGGUUCAUUAUUAAUUUGACACCCAGAAAUUAAGUCAUGGUUCUGCCUACUUUGUGGCUGGUGACAAUUUAUGUAGUUUAUUUAGCUUUCCUUCCAUUUAAUUAAUAAAAUGUGGAGCAUUAAAUAAAUUAAUCAAAGUGAAUCAAUCUACAUUGAUGCUUGUCAUCAUUUCAUGGGUUUAUAAACUUUAAUUGUGUCUUUGGUUUUAGGCCGAUGAGUUGAUGAAAGCGUAUCCUCCAUUCGUGAAUUUUUUUGAAAACACUAAAGAAACCAUACAGAGAUCGGAUCACUCCAAUCCUAGGUUUCAUGCAUUCCUCAAGGUAGGCCCGGUUUUACUUCUAUUUUAGGCUCUGGUCAAGCAUUUGCUGCUUUUCUUGAACCUGUUACAGUCGCUACGGUUUCAGUUCCACGCCGCUGUGUAUUUCUUUAACUUAACCACAUAGAAAUAAUUUUAGGCUUUAAGGAAGUAAUUUCAAUUACUUACAGUCAGAAGUAAAUGGCAUAAAUAAAUUCAAUGGCUGGCAUGCUUAUUGAACUGCAUGGGUCUGUUGACACUUUUCUAAAUUCUUAAUGCAGAAAUUAUUCCAUCACUAAGACGGCUAUAAUUUUUAGAAGUAAGGGAAAUUCCAUUUGACCUUUUUCGGCUCGACUACUAAUAGCAUUUAUCUCCAUGUUUAAAUGACUAACUAUUGGUUUUACCGUCCACUUCAGCUGUGUCUCAGUAAACCAGAGUGUGGCAGACAAUCUUUACAAGAACUCCUCAUCCGUCCAGUGCAAAGAUUACCGAGUGUUGUUUUAUUAUUACAAGGUGGGCCGCCAUGGGCAUUUCUAUUUAUUAUGCCAUACUUAGUUUCAUAUUGUAAUAUGACCCAACUGAUAAUACCAAUCUUUUUUUUUUAAUCUAAUUGUAAUGAUGUGUACUAUAACUAAGAGUGUCAUAAGUUAUGAGUUAUGAAAUCAAUAGCAAUGUUAUUAGGGUAUUCAUUGGUAUCACUGGAAUAUUUCAUUUGAAGCUAUGAUAAUUAUUAUUUUUUUAAAUUUUAUCUCGUUUAGAUUUGUUGAAAAGGACAGACUCAAGCAAUCCAGAUAAGGCGAAACUCGAGCAAGCUAUAGAAAAAGUGAAAAACAUAAUGACGUAAGCUGCGCAUUAGUAUAUAAUUUUAGAAUGGAAUCAUUGUUUUUUAAAAUUCAUUUUAUAGAUUACUUUAUAGAAAAUGUUAUUGUAAAUUUGAAUUUAAAAACAGUAUAUUCGUCUUCCUCUUUCUUAACACUUGUUCAAAUAUAUCUAUCUCGAAAACAGGCAUAUCAACGAGGAUAAACGAAAAACAGAAAGUCAGGUUGUGAUGUUUGACAUUGUUAAUGACAUAGACAGCUGCCCGGUACGUCUUGUUUUAAGUUAAAAUCUUGCAUGUAUUUUUCGGAAUUUAUUUUUAAAAUGGCUGCUGCUUAGCAGUCAUUGUCCACAAUGAUCUCCCUUCAAAUUGUGCCGUUUUAUACAAUCAUAAUUAUAAUUUGUCUGAUUUUCAAAUUAAAAAAAUAACUCUUUAAUGCAAAUGUGCUGUGGUGUCACCUCUUCUUCACUAACUUUGAUAUGCCUCACUAAAAUACUUUAAACUAAUAGAGAAUGAAUCCACACACCCAUAUAACUUAGAUAUACUUAGAGUAAAUUGGACAAGGAAUCAAUUGGUAUGAAUGUUAGAAUUCUAAGAGCUAUGUAAAAUGAAUAUGACCUGUGCUGCUGUUUAUCUUUCCCCCACACUGACUACUGGAUCCUCCUCCUUAUCAUCACUUAUACACUUUGUUGAGACACAUAAAAUAGUAUUGGUUUAGAAAAUAUUUUAGAAGUUAUUAGAAUUCGUACAAUUUUUAGAAUUCAUAGAAUUUUAAUAGAUAAAAUAAAUUCAAUUGUGACUUACAUAUUUCUCUAUAUAAUGCCAAUUAAAUUCAUUAGUACCAUAAUUCCCCUGAUUCCACUAUUAGAACUUGAACUGCAACUAUUUUAAGCUCCACUAUCAUAAUUAUCACUACCAUUAGCAAUACCAACAAAACCAUCUUAAUAUUAGUUUAAGUCCCACUAUCUUAAUUAUCAUUUCUAUUAUCAAUGACAACAUAACUAUCUUCAAAAAAGUAAUUCAAAUAAACUAGGCCAUUCUUCUGCAGGGCCAACAUCUGAGUCCUAAAAGCUCGUUGUAGCCAAAAAAAACUCCAAAAGUUUCACCUUGAUUCACAUUUUUUUAAAAUAUUAACACAUGAAAUAUUUGACUUAGAUUUCUAUAAUAAGCAAAUUUAAUUUUUUAGAUUUAUCCUCCUUCUGAUGUACAGUUAUACCCUCCUUCUGAUGCACAGUUAUACCCUCCUUCUGAUGCACAGUUAUACCCUCCUUCUAAUGCACAGUUAUAUCCUCCUUCUGAUGCACAGUUAUACCCUCCUUCUGAUGCACAGUUAUAUCCUCCUUCUGAUGCACAGUUAUAUCUUCCUUCUGAUGCACAGUUAUACCCUCCUUCUGAUGCACAGUUAUAUCCUCCUGAUGCACAGUUAUAUCCUCCUGAUGCACAGUUAUACCCUCCUUCUGAUGCACAGUUAUACCCUCCUUCUGAUGCACAGUUAUAUCCUCCUUCUGAUGCACAGUUAUAUCCUCCUUCUGAUGCACAGUUAUAUCCUCCUUCUGAUGCACAGUUAUACCCUCCUUCUGAUGCACAGUUAUACCCUCCUUCUGAUGCACAGUUAUACCCUCCUUCUGAUGCACAGUUAUACCCUCCUUCUGAUGCACAGUUAUACCCUCCUUUUGAUGCACAGUUAUACCCUCCUUCUGAUGCACAGUUAUACCCUCCUUCUGAUGCACAGUUAUACCCUCCUUCUGAUGCACAGUUAUAUCCUCCUUCUGAUGCACAGUUAUACCCUCCUUCUGAUGCACAGUUAUACCCUCCUUCUGAUGCACAGUUAUACCCUCCUUCUGAUGCACAGUUAUAUCCUCCUUCUGAUGCACAGUUAUAUCCUCCUUCUGAUGUACAGUUAUAUCCUCCUUCUGAUGCACAGUUAUAUCCUCCUUCUGAUGUACAGUUAUACCCUCCUUCUGAUGCACAGUUAUAUCCUCCUUCUGAUGCACAGUUAUAUCCUCCUUCUGAUGUACAGUUAUAUCCUCCUUCUGAUGCACAGUUAUAUCCUCCUUCUGAUGCACAGUUAUACCCUCCUUCUGAUGCACAGUUAUAAUAAUAAUUCUUGUACCUGCAGAUAUGAUCGGCUGUUGUGAUAUAAUUCCUGGGUUAAAAAUGUUGAUACAUAGUGUUUAUUUCUAGGACAUAAAUUAUUGUUCUUGUUUUGCACUCUUGUUGGUUAUGGUAGCUUUACUUUUUUUAUGGUGUUCAUUAGAGAAUUUAUUGGUUUGUGCUUUAUAUAUAUUAUCAAGAAAUUCUCCAAUAGCCUCGGUUAGCAUCCAUAGUAAGCUUGUUUAACCACAGGUUUGAGAAGACUUGAAGACCAUUUAGUGUACUGGUAUUUGAACCCCAGACUAUCUGCCAACUUGACAUGUGUCUUCCAAACAGCGCUGACUAAGUCAAUAAUUAUGUUGCAUUCCAAUAUCAGUCUGUGCAUCUUUCAAUUUGAUCCAUCCAUUUCAGGCCACUUUGCUGUCAUCAAAUCGCCAUUUUGUUAUGAAAGUUGAUGUCAUGGAGCUCUCAGGGAACCUCUCAUCUCGUGGUGAUCCCCUGACACUCUUUGUCUUCUCUGACAAUGUAGAGGUGAGUAUGGACUCUAGUGUCCAACAUGUUGUCAGCAUAUCAGGUCCUAACUUUCAAAACGUGAUGAAUGAAACUGAAUCAGUGCAGCAUGUUUCUAAUUGAAGACGUUCAAUUGGGAAUUAUUUUAUUUGUUACUUGAUUAAACCCAACAAACAUGUAGAUCAGACUGACCAAAAGUAAAAUAGUUAUGUCGUUGUCAAAUGUGACCCUCCACGACAAAAUGAGUCGCUUCUCACCUGAUGGCCAUUUUGAGGUUUUUAUCUAGUCUUAUAUAUCUUUUAAUUCUGAGUUCAAAUGUGAAAACCGCUUGAAAAUCGGACAGUAACAUUUUUAGUUAUGAAUAUUUUAUUGGAGCCACUAUCCAAGCCCUGAUUUUGAGAAAAAUUGAUUUUACUAAAUAUAUUUUUCGGACUAAGAAUUUCCUUAGCAACCGUUUAUGGAUUUUGUUUAAAUUAGGCACACUUAUUCAACCCUUUUUACUCAAGAUAUGUGGAAUAUUUGAAAGGAAAAUGUUAUAUACUUUUUUUGUUAUGCGUAAAAAAGAAAAUAUAAAAAUUUAGGUUUUAGUUUUAAAAAAUAGUAUUAAGGUGUAUUAGUAGGUACCACAAACUGAUUUUUCAAAAUCGUUUUACAGCUCUCUUUUUGGUGAUUGAGUGAGAUCUAAUGAUUCUAAGAAUGUGGAUACCACAUUUGUCCAUAUAUCCCCCAUAGUUAUUUAAAAUGAUUUUUUUUUUAAAUUUUCAUAUUUUGAUUUUUUAAACACAAUAUAAAGUACCAUUUUGCAAAGCCAUAUCUGUAGAAGUAAAUGACUUAAACACAAUCACUUACACUCAUUACAAUCUCAUAUACAUAGAGAACAAACUCAAUUUUUUUCAUGGGUUUAAAUUGUUACAUUUUAAAAAUUUAUUGAAAUGAAAAUGGUGUUUUGUCACAUUUUGAAAUGUUUCCAAAAGGAGGUAAAAAUACACAAUUUAAUGAAUUUUCAAAAAGUCAUAAAAAAAUAAGUAAUUAACUUUGACACAUAAAAAUUAAAUCAAAGUGUUGCUCAACUUAAGAAGUUUAAGGGCAAAGAACAUCCUGCACAUCAGAUCGCACAAAAGGACGUAUGUUUUUGUGCAAAUAUUCUUGAUGCUCUGCCGAGAGACCUGGUGGGUUAAUUACUGUUGGAAGACCAUUUUAAAGCAUGCUUAUUUAACCUUGUACCGCCCCACUUCUUCUCCGGAGUACUGCCUGUAUCCCUCCAGGCCCUGAAUCUUUUCUGGACAUUGGUCAGCUUGUUUUGGCUAAUUCUGAAACAUUAAAAAUACAUUAAAAUAACAUUAAAUUAAUAAUGAUUUUUACUACCUGGUUUCCAAAAUUUUUUUAACAUUAAAUCAUAUGUGUUUUAUGUUUUGAGCAUCACAGUUAAAAAAAUAUCAUUCGUCCAGAUGACUUACCCAUAUAUAAACUUGAAUGCCUCCCUUCAAACAUUCUUGCCAUUGACAGUGUAGGAGGUUCUCUCCAACUUUCUUACUUUUCGUCGACAAGGCUUAUCAAUUGUCAACUCACUGCCAUUUGUAGAGCUACCAGCCAGUAUGCCUAUAAAUAUUAUGUCCUUUUCAGCUGAAGAGAUAGAAUAGAAACUUUCAACAACAUUUAAAUAGAAUUGUUUACAUCUGUACAUUCUAUGACAUAAUAUCUAGCCAACUGCACAUAAGCCUAAUGUCUAGCUCUAAGUAAUUCAUUUAGUAUUAGUAAUGGUUUUAAUAGUAUGAGCGUAGUGGUUUAGGCCUAGUAAAUUAAUUAAUAGGCCUAAAUUAGCCUAUUUGUUUACUGUUUAAUAUCUAGUUCUAGUUAUAAGUGUUAGCCCUAAAAAAUAUGAAUAACACUUAAAGGCUGAAUAAUAUAUUUACCUUCUGUUAAUUCCUGCAUGUCCAGCCUUCACCCUAAAAUCUCAUCAGCUGUGAAUUGUCCAAUGCACCCUUUUUUUAUUGAGGUCGAGACAGAGCUAUGCGAUGAAUUUAUCGAGCACCGGCUAUCAAAAGAUGCCACCUUAUUCUUUUCUUCGUCUGGCUGCAUAACGCCACUAUAGCUUUGAUUGUUUAUAGAAACAUCUUCGAUCAAAGGUGGGUCAUUUUCUUCUUCAUCACUACUACAUCCAAGUUGAUCAAGUGUACACAGCAGAGCAGAUGCAUUUUCUUCGUCAUCACUCGCUUCAGACUCACCACUAGAGCUAGAUCCGUCAGUGUCAUCCAAUGCUGGUGUUGUAAAAUACUCUUGUAUAAUAUUUUCAACACUUUCCAAAUCUUUUUCAUCAUUAAUAUUUGCAUUUCUUGCCGAAUGAAGUGCUUUAGCGAUAGUAAUUUCUUUCGUACUGGAGGCAGCCAUGUUGAAAAGUUCAGCAUAAACAUUCGCUGGGGUUGGUUAGAAAAAGUCACGUGCUAGUAUCGUUCAAUGAAAAAACGGCUUUCCCUUCCUAGUGACAGCAUUAUUUACACUAUUUUCCAAAAAAUCCUUAAUUAAUUUAAGCCUUUUGGUUGGUUGAUAUUUAUAAAGCCUACGUGUACGUUAGACAUAAUAAUAAAAGGGAGAAUACUCUUUCCAAUGAUGCCAAACAUGGCGAGUUAGCUCGAAAGGAUAAUGAAGAAAAUAGCGUUCAAAAAAAUAUAACUAUGCUCAACUUUACGCAGAUUUGACACGGAACAUCUUACAGGGUAUUAGUUUUAAAGUAAUUUUUAAAUAAGUUAUAAAUUUAAUUUUUUUUAAAUAAUAUUAUAGAUGUGUGCAGAAAUGAAUAAAUAAUUACAAAUAAUCGAAAUCCCAAAAUCGAUCCUUUUCGACCCAAACACAUAUUUUUGACUCUAGCUCAAAAUAGGCCGAGGUGAGAAGCGACUCAUUUUGUCGUGGAGGGUCACAAAUGGUUUGUUCAUUGUCAAAUAGUAUUGUCAUUGCUGUGAAAGCGUUUCCUCACACUCUGUUUCAAAUGUGCCUCUUUAUAAAAUCCAUCUUCCCAGAUUUGUAAGCGGAGGUUAAAGGUCUUAGGCUCCAGUUCCCGGAGCCCAGCCAUCCAGAACCACAAGACACCACAGAAAGCCUACAAACACCUGGACAUGAUCAGCAUGUCAUCCAUAAAGCGUGUCCUUGAUGUGGAUGAGACAGAAGGUAUUAGUUUAAUUAACCAUCUAACCUCUAAAACAUCUGCCAUGUCACUUUUGGUGAGGGGCAGAGAAUAUCAAAUUCUCUUUCAAUAUACUUUACUGUUAUAAAGUAUGCUUAUUAUAUUUGUUAAAGUCUUAUGUGUUAUUUGGAAAUCUAAAAUGAAAGUAAUAUAUUUUUCCCUUCAGAUUGCCGCCUGGCUUUUGGCCUUAUUUGUAAAGACAGUGCACAGACGAAAGAGAAGCUGUACAGUUUUACACUGGCGAUGGAUGAUAUGUCUAAAGCUGAGGUUCUAACAAGCAUCUGUAAAAAUCUGGCCAUUGUUCUGUGUCGUCCUGAUAUUGUAAGUAGCUCAACAUGCCAUAUAGACUCUCACAUUUAUUAAUGGGUAAAGCAUCUAGAUAUGAAAAAAAAUUGUUGGGAUGUGGUCAAUUAAUUUUGUAAUGUCUCUGUUAGAAUAGAGCCAGAUUAGUAAAUAAUUCCCCCUUUGCGUCUGACCCAUUGUAAUGAUUGGACUCUCUUCCAUGUUGGUUACCCCAAUUGUUACUUAAUGAAAGUAAUGUCAGUUAUCUUUGAGUUUGAAUAGCAACAGAGUGUUGGCUUCUGCUUGUAUGACCAACUUUGCCAGAUUCAAAAGCUCAAAGCAAGUGUAAACGGGAACAAUUUUGCAAAUACAAGAUACUUAAUUAUGACAGUACAUUUUAGUGAGCAUUCACAUGGUGUCUGUAGUUGAUCGUAUAGACCAGGAAAAUUUGCAAUGAAGAUGUUUAAUUUUGUAGUCCACAUUUGACUACUAAAGUGGUUAUGUGUUUUGUGCUAAAAGAUUCACUUAAAUAUUAUCGGGGCCCAUUUUAGUUCAAUUAAUUAAUUUUUAAUCAAUUUUUGUUGACCAGUGUUGGGAAGGAAUCUCUUUUCAAAGGUGUCAACAAACUAAACAUUCCAAAGGAGUUCAAGUCAAACUUUUGAAAAUGAAUUUCUUCAUAAAAAUCUACUAAACAGGCUGCUAAGUGCUAGUCUUUUGAAUAAAGCAAAGCUAGACUUAGAAAUAAAAUUAUUUGAUUAGCUGAAACAAUUCUAGAGUUAAUCCUGAGGAGGUACUUCAUUUCAGUUUGACUAUCUCAUUUCAGGAAACGUUUUUAGCUAAGGUGAAUGGUGAUGAGUUGAAUAUCAACACCAAGGAUCUUCACAAAGGCAACAAGGCCACUAAGUAGGUGCAUUAGGUGCUGUAGUAGGUGCAGCAGUAGAUGCAGUAGGUACAAUAGUUACAGUAGUAGAUACCGUUGUUGCCCCUCGGGGUUAGUCUUUCUCAAACUGCAGCGUGUUUUCAGCAUUAGUUCAAGUUCACAUAAUAAAAUACAAUUCUAUAUCCUCAUGUGGGCCACUGGCAAAAAUGUUUCAUCAUUUUGGCUGGGAGCCAAGACAGUUGAAAAAGUUUACACUGUUGGAUUAAAUGAAUGCUCUUAGCAAGUUAGUUCAAUGACAACAGUUUUAAUUUGAUGUUGCUCAUAGACAUUGGGUGUGGAAUUAAUAUAACAGUGUGAUGGACUAAACAUGGUCCUUGGCAAUAAGCCAGGAGACUUUGCAAUGAUCAUAACAAACACAUUUUUAGAAUAAUAGUGUCCAUAAUUGGAAUAUUUAGGUUAACUCUGUGCAGUUCGAUGGUUUUUUGUUUUUAGGUCAUCUCACAUGAGGGGAUACCAUAAAAAGAGUAGCUAAUAAAUACCCAUCACGAUAUAUAUAUAUAUCAUUGUUCUUAAAUGAAGGGAGAUUCAUAUUUUAUAAAUUGUGCUUGAAUAUGAUUGUGUUUUCUUAUAAUCAUGAUUGAAGUGAGAAAAUUUGUUUUCAUUUUAACAUUUUUUUUACACGAAAAACAUACUGUAAGAAGGUGGGAAAAAAAACCUAUAGAGUAAUAGUCUAAAAUUUAUUGUUUUUUAAUUCCCCAAUCAAAUAUACACAAUCAAAUAUACACAAUCAAAUAUACACAAUCAAAAAAAUAAUUUUACAUUUAACUGUUAGGUUGUUGUUGUUUUUUUUGUGAAUCAUUCGUAAAUAGUGUUUUUGCUUUUAAAUUUUGACAAUUGACGCUGUUAUACAGAAUUAUUCAAAUACAAAGUUUAAAACCUAUUUUUUAUAAAAGUUUAUAUUUAAUAUAAAUACAUUAAAAAUAUAUUAUAAAAAUAAUUUCAAUAAUUUUGUUUUUAAAUUAUUGAAAUUUUAAUAGAUAAUAAAUAAUUAGAAAAAUAAUAAUAAUAUUAUAAAAUAAAGCUAGAGCUUACAUGACUAAAUCAGGCUUAACAAAUACAAAAACAGUCUUAAGAGUUUUCUAGGCUUGUUCUAACAAUCAAUUAUUUCAAUUAGGUAGAAAUGUUUAUCACAUUUCAGACAAUAAUUACCAUUGCAGUCUGACGCGCUUUCUUUUCGAGAAAGUAACUCCGCAUCAUGAAAUAAGGCUCAUGUCCAUAAGUAAAGAAAAACAAAUAAAGUGUUCUGGUUUUGGUUGCUGCAUCCAUGUACUGGCAUCUUUGCAACGGUUGGGGGUUUGAUGUUGUUAUUCUAACAGCUCCUAGCUGAUACCAGGGAAGCCUCACAGUGGCAUCGUUCAGGUGGUUCAAUGCUAUUAUUGUGCCUGGGAAGAAAGAUUGUUGAUACUGCACUGUGUUGCACUGAGGCACUUUAAAGCAUUUGCUAUUGUUUCUGGUGUAAAUGUUUAUGGGAAUGUCAGUGGUGAAGUCAGUGUUCAGUGAGCGUUUUGCUCUGAUCAGUCUACCCGGAUUCUGUGGGGUGAGGUAUGUGCCUGCUGGAAUGGCCAGCACCAGUCCUGCUCUGUAGUUGUUAUUUUCUUCCAGUUAGUGUAUAGGUAUUUCUUUUUCUUCUCAUGUGGUUGGCAUAAGCAUUGGUGUAGUCAUCAAUUUUUUAUAUGAUAUCCUGACAGAAAUUUCCUGUGGACGAUAAUUAGAUAGUUUAUUUGUAAGUUGCAAGUUAGCAUGAAAUAAAAGCAGGAUUUUAAUACAGAUAUGUAAUAACAGUUGUAAUAAUAUAAAUUAUUAUAUAAUAAGAAAAUAUCUUAUUAUAUUAUAAGAAAAGUGAUAUUUUUGGGGGAAAAAUAAUUAUCAAGCAUAAAAUCUAAAUUGUAUGCCUAUAGCAUGUUCAUUAGUGUUCAAUUAUAAGAUCAAAUGUUGCAGUUUUUAAUUUUUGCAUCUCAUUUCUAGUUGUCUGCUUUACAGUCCAUUAUAUUGAGACCAGGUUUUCUUUUAGGGAUAAAUUAAGGUAUUACUUGAACUUAGUGGGUCCAUGGUCAACAGCUUCAUAUGGUUUUUUUCCAAGUCAAUUGGCAAUAUUUUAUCUGCACUGAUUAGAGGAAAUUUUUUUAAAAAAUACAUGGUAAUAUGAAAUAAACUACCAACUAACAUAUUUUAAAAGUAUAAAUUAGUAAGUGCCAUUAUUUACUCGUCAGAGUUUGGCAAAACACAACAAUGAAAACUAACAAGCAGCUGUUUGAUCAGCUGAUUAUAUAAACAAACGCUUAUAUUAAUUUUUUUUAACGCCAAAACACGAUUGGAGAAUAAAAUUAUCAUUACAAAAUUGAAAGACUAUAACUAGUAUGCUAUUAUUAAAUUGCAAAAUAUAUUUUUUGUUCAGAUUAUUUUGAAAUGUUUAUUUUAUUUGCUUAAUCUUGUGGACAGCUAGACUUACAUCGUUUGAAAAUGUACGGCUUCAUCCGAUGUUGUUUCUUAUUAAUCUGUAUCCCAAUCAUCAGAGGAGUCACUUAGGGAUUCAUCUAAGUUAAUUUCAUUGUUUCCUAAGUCCAUUUUGUAAUUUAAGGUAAUUUUGUUCAAAGCAGCUAGCUCGAUUCCAGUCGCGACAAAAAAUCAAAAUGGACAACAUAAACUCGUCUCGGUCACGUUUGUAUAAAAAUAAUUUUAUUUAAAAAACAAUGUUGAUUAUAUUUAAAACCCUCAUUUUUAUAAAUAAAAAACCAUUUUACUAUUGUACUAAUUUUAUUCACUAGAUAAAAAAUAAAUAUUACAUCCAAAAAAAAAAAAAAGUAAGCUCCUCCCCUUUCCUAUCCGGUGAAAAAGAUGGAUUUCCCUAGAGUUGGACCAUACAGAGUGAAGGUUUUAUAGAGAUAGAAAAAAACAAUUUUGUUUAUAUUUAAAACCCUCAUUUUUAUAAAUAAAAAACCAUUUUACUAUUGUACUAAUUUUAUUCACUAGAAAAAAAAUAAAUAUUACAUCCAAAAAAAAAAAAAAGUAAGCUCCUCCCCUUUCCUAUCCGGUGAAAAAGAUGGAUUUCCCUAGAGUUGGACCAUACAGAGUGAAGGUUUUAUAGAGAUAGAUAGAUACAUACAUUAUAUAGCUAACUUGAACUGGAAUAUCCAUUGUCAGUUUGAAAUUCACUUGAAAUUUAUGACACAACUAGAUAAUACCUGACAACCAAUGGUGGCGGCGGUGCAGGAACUUCCCAUCUACUAAAGUUACAUGACAAAACAAGCAUUCAAGCAACGUACUUCAUAAGAAACCUGAUUAGUGCUAACUUCUAGGCAUUUUAUUUUGUGUGCCUAUUUAACAAAGGGUUACAACCUUACUUCAGUACAUACAGCCAUACAUUCGUACACACGCAUAUAUAAACAUACCUAGAGAAUCAUGGUUUGUUUUCAUGUUUUCAAUUUAUUUCAAUGAGAUCACAUCUGUAAGAAUUAUUUCAAACAUCAUCAGUGUACAUUUAGAGACCAACAGAACGUUUUUGACCUAUUUACCAAAUGUCCAAAUAUAAUUGGACUUUGUGUAAAACAUCCAUUGCUACUCCUGUGUGGCUAACAUACACUUUUGUGAUGAUUUCUCACCUCUGGUUGAAAUUGUUGGUAACUGAACUCAUAAAAAUCUGUCCCUUUAAAGGUGCCACAUACAAUGUCCUCUCAUUAUAAUCCACAGGUUCGGUCGGAGGGUCAGCCGGGCUUUCUCCUUCAACAAGACUCCCAGCAAAUUAAAGAGGGCUGUGUCCGGCAUGGUCCACGGCUUGAGUCCUUUUGUGAAAGACUCACGUCAGCUCAGCACCGUUAGAAAACUGGCCAGUACUUUCGACUUGACAGUAAGUACCAACUUCUUGUCAUUGGUGAAUCCAAUAAUUGAUCUGUUCUAUAAUAGUAGAUUCUUGGCCUGAUUUAUGUUAAAAAAACGUGACCCAACUUUUGAACAUGUCUUUAUCCAGGAAAGGGUGGAUGAUGACAGUGAUACCAUGAGUCUGGGAGCUUAUUCAUUGCAGGUCAGUAGGUGCUUGUGAGUUUCUUAUACACAACUAUGUUAGAGAAGAGUUGAGGUUGUAUAUUUUGAGAUUAUACAAUCUUGAAAAAUGCUUCAAUAAUUUUACUGACAGGCAAUAUGAUUGCACUUUUCUCAUCACAUUACUUUUUAACAGGGUCUAAGGUGAUAGCAUGCGAUGGCCUUGGGUGUCUAAUUUGGGGGGGCUCAGUAAUUUUGCUUAUGACUUAAAGGAUGUCUUACGGUUGAAAAUUUUGGAAGAAAUUACAAAACUUGAUAGUUUCUAUUACUAUUAUGUCCAGUUUGUUUAUAUGAGAUUAUAUAUUUUCCCUUAGAGAUCCCAUACAGAUGUAAUAUUCUGGUAGCAAAUUUUCACAAGUUCAUAUAUUUCACAUAUUUGUUGUUUAUAUGUUACAUACUGUCUUACCAACAUUGACCUAAAUGAUGAAAAAUGUAAGUUUUUUUAUUUCUUUAAGGAGGAUUGUUCUCCUGGUAGCUCAAUCCUAGGUUCUCCCCAGCACUUGGCGCCACCUAGUCAUGUGUUUGCCACGCCUAAGUCAGCAGUCAAGUCAGUGAAAACACCGUCAAAAUGGGCCACCAUCGGACCAAGCUCGGCAAGCAAAACUAAAUAUUUAUGA